Messenger RNA from Rhizophagus irregularis DAOM 181602=DAOM 197198, 462 nucleotides. The record is from RefSeq and is a predicted model, not a curated record. NCBI's taxonomy places the organism in Eukaryota, Fungi, Glomeromycota, Glomeromycetes, Glomerales, Glomeraceae.
AUGGCUGAUAAUGAUUAUGUUAGAUUAGAUGCGACGUUGCAAUACUUGUCUAUUGAUUUGUUGAAGGUAUUUCCAGAAGAGUUUUCAAAUUUACCAAACCUUCAUGUUCUUCGUCAUCUUUCUGAGCAUGCACGACGCUUUGGUAAUCUUAUUAAUGCAUCGGUAUCAUUGAAAGAAAUGGUUCAUCGAAUAUAUAAAAGUUAUGUACCACAUACCAAUAAGAAAAAUGUGGAAUUGGAUUUCAUCAAACGAGAAAACACAUUGCAAAGUCUUAGAUAUUUAAUAGAUCGUGGUUUACAUAAUCAUAUACAAAUUAAUGGAAAAAUUAAAAGUUUAUUUGAUGGAUGGUAUUUAACUUCGCAAGUAUAUUCAAAUGAAGAUAUUGAAGAAGAUGAUGAUAUGAUAAUCGAAGAAAACAUAAAACUUCAAGCAGGUGAUGUUGUUGAGAUAGAAGGAAAAUAA